AUGAAGGAGUGUGAAUGGAGAGUUGGUAUUCCUUUUAAUAUCCCACAAAGGUGGAAUUGCGAUGAAAUUGCAGAGCAAAACUUCACAAUGAACAAAGUCAUAGUGUACACACGAACCCACGUACGGAUACCUGCUAUCAAAUGUAGCAAUGUAACACGAACAGUAUGCACUAAAGUUUUUUUUAGAUUCUCAUUAUCUGUAAUCUCUGAUCAAACAGUUACUUCAGCUACAUCUUCACAUUUCUGUAGAAAUUUAGAUCGUCAAAAGAAAACUGACGGAGAGGAAUUGAUUCAAGUAUCACCUAAUAAAUGGAUUACAAAUAACGAAUUACAGUACUCCUAUGGUUGGUUAGGAGUUAAAUGUCAAUCAACCACUAACUUCAUAUUUAUAAAGGGCAAGAUAUUCCUUUACGACGGUAAGGGAUUACUAUCAGAUUUUGAUAAUGUUGAACGUUGUACUGCAAUCAGUGGGAAGUGUGUGACCAAUAAUGGUAUUGUCCUAUGGGAUGGAGAAGAAGUGGGAAAAUCAUGUCCGUACAGGAAAAUUGGUGAAUUUGAUGCCCAACUAUCCGGAAGUCAUGUGAUUAUAAACAAACUGCAGACCUCAUUCAUAUUUAAAGAAAACAGAACCAUCAUGAAUUCAAAUUGUAAUUUUAUCGAGCCAUACUUAAUGAACGGCGUUAUUAUCAUCGACAAAGGAACCAACAAUUUAACCAACAACUUACGAAAACAAAGGUCUGAUCCAGAGAGUGAGUUAAUUAUGAAGGAAGUGAGUGGAAGGGAAGAAACAGGAUUAAAUGAAUUUGAUCCAAGGAAUAUUAAAUAUCAAUACCUUUUCAACGUGUUGCAGAUAGAAUUUAGGAAACAAUUGAUUAAACUGUAUCAGAGAAGCUGCCAAAACAGAAACAAUUUAUUGUUAUUGAUCGAAUGGUUAUCGACUAUCAAUCCAACAUUGUUGCAAAGAAACGAUAUAAUAGCAAAACGAACUAAGGGAAAACUGUUAAUAGCUCCCUGUAGUAUCAAUGCCUCUGAAUGGAAAACUGUAGAUUUCAAAGCAGGUAUAGUGAGCAAAUUCGAAAUUGAGAAAAUUAAUACAGAUUUAGAAAUAUUAGCCCAAAAACUCGGAAUAACGAAUCCAGUACAUGGUCUAACACGAGAGGAAUCUUUACGGGAGCUAAUAGUUGAACAAGGGGAAGAACUGGUAAAUCAACUAGAGACCCAAUUCGAUGAAACCACUGAAUUAAUGGAACAAGAAUUAUCAGAAAUUAUGAAACGCUGGAAAUUGAUCACCUUUGGUAUAAUUGUUUUUGUAAUAUUAAUCAUGAUAAUUGUUAUCAAACUAAAAUUUGAAUUAAUUCAAUCUCUUUAUCGUUCCUUUUGUAUUAGAACCUCAAAUCGAAGGGUAGACAAUUCUAUGGAACUUGUACGGGUUCCUACACCCAAAUUAGAGGAUCAAAACCCACCCAACACCAUUCAAUACCUUCCCAUUGUUCUUUCUGUAAAUAGUUUUCAUCCCGUUUCCUCGGGAAUGUCGGGAAACCGAAAGGAAAUUAAUUCAAUUUUAUAA
Messenger RNA from Dracunculus medinensis (Guinea worm), 1566 nucleotides. NCBI's taxonomy places the organism in Eukaryota, Metazoa, Nematoda, Chromadorea, Rhabditida, Dracunculidae. The record is from the annotation of a GenBank genome assembly.